Messenger RNA from Oldenlandia corymbosa var. corymbosa, 393 nucleotides. NCBI's taxonomy places the organism in Eukaryota, Viridiplantae, Streptophyta, Magnoliopsida, Gentianales, Rubiaceae. The record is from the annotation of a GenBank genome assembly.
AUGUCUUCUGGAAAUACAGCUCUUGCUGCAUCGCUUGCAAGUUAUCUUGAUAGAAAGAUUCUUGUUCUGUUACGCGAUGGAAGAAAUCUGCUUGGUACACUUCGUUCUUUUGAUCGAUUUGCAAAUGUAGUUUUAGAGGGUGCAUUUGAACGAGUAAUCGUCGGACAUCUUUACAGUGACAUCCCUCACGGGCUACAUGUAAUCCGAGGGGAGAAUGUUGUUUUAAUUGAACUUACCAGCUCUUCUCUGCUUAUCAUGAAGGAUGAAGAACUGGAUGAACUUCCCAAGCACAUGACCAACGUUUCAGCUGAGGAAAUUCGGCGGGUGCAGAAAAAUGCAUCAGAUUUGAAGGGUUCAAUGCAAAAAAGAUUAGAGUUUCUUGAUUUCGAUUAG